Fusarium proliferatum ET1 is the source of this 1254-nucleotide messenger RNA. RefSeq lists its product as uncharacterized. The transcript has a single exon. The record is from RefSeq and is a predicted model, not a curated record. Gene Ontology annotation, cellular component: cytoplasm. Lineage: Eukaryota; Fungi; Ascomycota; Sordariomycetes; Hypocreales; Nectriaceae. The coding region runs from base 1 to 1254 and encodes 417 amino acids.
AUGCCUCACGUUCCCGCUUCAGCUUCAGCUGACAGCCAAGACGAUGCGCCUGAGCUCGUUUUCCCGCCAGUCACUAAAGAUCACAUCCAAAAUUGCUCCUACGACUCCUGGUUUCCUAAAUACCGAAGCUCGUGUCUCAAAUCUCGCAUAAUACCACUGCCACCUUCAUUCGUCGAGUAUCUCCAUGAAGACGGUAUAGUUCUUGCAGAUGAUGAUGAGAAUCAAGACGAGCCUGAAGAAGAAUGGCAUGCAUCAUCCAAUACAUCUGCAAAGCCCCAAGUUAGGGAUCCUGAUUCGUCAGAUGAUGAGGAAGACGAACCUGAAAGGCUCCCUCCUAACCAGAGGUUCCCGGAGACACACACUCUCAUUAAAGAGAAGAUUGCAGAAUUAGGUGGCUCAGUUGCGCCCAAGUUGAACUGGUCUUCACCAAAGGAUGCCAAGUGGAUUUCGCCUCAUCAAAACACACUCAAGUGCACGACUCCAAACGACAUCUACCUACUCCUCAAGUCAUCUUCUUUUGUUUCUCACGAUCUCGAUCACGCCUUCGACGACUGCACUCCAAGACCUCCGACCAAGCCAUAUGCGCCCGUUCUUGUUCUGAGACCAUUCUUCACUCCCCAUGUGGCCCUCGAAUUUCGAUGCUUCGUCAAGCACAGAAGUCUCAUUGGUAUCACACAGCGAGAUCUCAAUCAUUAUGAUUUCUUGGAGCAGAUUCGACCUCAGCUGUGGCGUAAGAUCAAGACAUUCUUCCGAGAGAAACUGAGGUUCACAUUUCCUGACGCCAGCUUCGUUUUUGAUGUAUAUAUUCCAGAGAACUCCUUUGAGAAAGAUGGACUUGGAAGAGUCAGGUUAAUGGAUAUUAACCCAUGGGCUCCUCGAACAGACAGUCUCCUUUUUGGCUGGCAAGAGCUGCUUGAGAUGGAUGUUAAGAACCCCCUCUAUGGAACCUCAAGUAAUGAGGCUGGUGCGGAUGUCAGCGGUGAAGACACAGUCACAGAAGGUGAGGAGGAGGAGGAUGACGAUAUUGAGUAUCGCCCUGAAAUGAGUCCCGAAUUCAGGAUAAUAGAAAAGGAUGACCCAGCUGCAUACAACUUUAGUAGCCCACAAUACUCAGCGCACAAGCUACCAAAAGAGGUAGUGGAUGCAAGCAUGGGUGGCCAGGGAGGGUUGAUGGAGUUUGCGAUGCAGUGGAAGGAGAUUACCGAAGGACGGGGAGAUGGAAUUUGGGAACAGGCAGCUGGUGCUAGGCAAUAG